UUGAUUUAUAUGGAGUCGCCUCUGAUCUUAAAUCCCGAAACGAAUUCCGAUAGAUCCAUAGAGUCCAGAAGGAAGAAGAAGAAACUCUCGAACCCAAGGCGGAGCCAAAACCAGAACCAGAUGAGAUGGAAUUCCCCAGCCGAACAACAGAAUUACUCCUCAAAGCUCAUCGAAGCCUUGCGUCAAGUUCGCCGCAAUCGUAAUCCUUCAGCUUCACUCGAAGCGCCGACUGCCGCUCCUUCUUCCUCUUCUAAUUCUCCUUCUCGUGCGGAAUCUGUCCCACGGGGCGGCCGUGCCGUGCGUGAAGCAGCCGACAGGGCUUUAGCCAUAGCGGCCAAGGGACGAACGAGGUGGAGCAGAGCAAUCCUAAAGAGCCGUCUCAAGUUGAAAUUCAAGAAGAGGAGGAUACAGAGGGUGGCGGCCGUCGCCGGCGACAACCCAUCGAAGAGACGAGCAGUCAGCGUCAUUGGAUUGAACUUGAAAGAGAAAAAGAGAUCGACAGGGGCUCAGGUGCAGCGAAAAAUUCGUGUACUGGGACGGUUAGUUCCAGGUUGCCGGAAACUCUCAUUGCCGAACCUAUUGGAGGAAACUACGGAUUACGUAGCAGCGUUGAAGAUGCAGAUCAGAGCCAUGACCGCUCUCACCAACCUUCUCUCCGUCUCCUCCGCCGGUGCUUCGCCCAUCGAUCGUGUCGGCUCGACUCAACCACCCACCCAGAGCUGAUUGGUCGCUCGCUCCCCUGCCAAGU
This is a messenger RNA of Telopea speciosissima, 748 nucleotides long. Its product is annotated as transcription factor bHLH147-like. Bases 10 to 723 code for a protein of 237 amino acids. Lineage: Eukaryota; Viridiplantae; Streptophyta; Magnoliopsida; Proteales; Proteaceae. The transcript has a single exon. The record is from RefSeq and is a predicted model, not a curated record. Gene Ontology annotation, biological process: regulation of DNA-templated transcription. Gene Ontology annotation, molecular function: protein dimerization activity.